CUCUGCCGGUAGACAGCCCGGCCAACACUGGAGCACGCCGCCGCCCUCGCACCGAUCGCUGCUAUCCCGCUGAACCGAUGCGCCGCUCCUCCUGCCCGUCGGUGGUGCGUGCCAACGGCGGCAAGCCGCCGCCGCCGCCGAGCCGCUCCUCCGUCGCCAGCUCGACCGCCGUCGUCGUCCGUGAGUCCAUGUGCGAGCUGGCGUACGACAAGGACGAGCUGACCGAUUCGAUGAAGGGGAAGCUGAAGCAGGCCUUCAAGCUGCCGUCGCAGGAUCCGGCCAAGAUUCAGAGCUGGAACCCAGACCUGCGGCGCAAGUCCCUUGGCGUGGCCAAGCGGCCCAGUUCGUGGACGCCGGGCGCAUUCACCGCUCCGAUGGCACUGCCGCUGGUCGGUCCGGCGAUGCCGGCAGAGGAGGAGUACACCUUCGAAGAGCUCGUGCUCUGGAGGCCGCCUGAGCCGGAGACUGGCGAGUCCGCCGCCGCCGCCGCUGCAUCACCGCCCGCGCCUGCCGACGGCGCAGAGGGUUCCGACGCCGCCGUGCCCGCGCCCGACGCACCCGCCGCGCCCGCCGCGCCCGAGACGCCCGCGACAGCCGUCAGUGUCGACGGCUUCCUCUGCCGCUGGCUGCGCGAGCACCAGCGCGAGGGCGUGCAGUUCCUCUUCGACUGCUGCAUGGGCCUGCGCGACUUUGACGGCAUGGGCUGCAUCCUCGCCGACGACAUGGGCCUUGGCAAGACGCUGCAGUCGAUCGCCAUCCUGUGGACUCUGAUGACGCAAGGCAUGGACGGCCGGCCGGCGGUGACCCACACGAUCGUCGCCUGCCCCGUCUCGCUCGUCACCAACUGGGAGUCGGAGCUCAACACGAAGUGGAUCAAGGAGGCGCGCCUGCGCGCGAAGGGGAUCCAGGUGAUCGCCGUCGCGGAGGCCAAGAAGGAGGACGUGCUCAAGAUGGUGCGCCGGUUCACCACGAGCCCGUCGGCGACCUUCCGCAUCCACCAGAAGCUCUUCAAGAAGGGGCAGCAGUGCGGCCUCCUCAUCUGCGACGAGGCGCACCGCCUCAAGAACAAGGACACCAAGACGGCGCAGGCGCUCGCCUCGCUGCCGACUCGCAAGCGCAUCCUCCUCUCCGGCACGCCCAUCCAGAACGCCCUCGACGAGUUCUACUCGAUGGUGCACUUCGCCAACCCGGACCUGCUCGGCUCGGAAAAGGACUUUUGCCGCCAGUACCAGCGGCCGAUCCUGCGGGGCCGCGAGCCGGACGCGACGGACAAGGAGCGCGAGCGCGGCGAGACAAAGUCGAGCGAGCUCGGCAAGAUCGUCAACCAGUUCAUCCUGCGCCGCACCAACACGCUCCUCUCGAAGCACCUGCCGCCCAAGCUCGUCUGCGUCGUCUGCUGCUCCAUGUCGCAGCUCCAGACGCAGAUGUACCGCCAGUUCCUCGACUCCAAGGCGACGCGGCUGCUCGUCAACGGCGGCAAGCAGUCGAUGGUGCUCGAGUCGAUCAACUCGCUGCGCAAGCUCAUCAACCACCCCCUCCUCGUCUCGGAGAAGGGAAAGGCGUCCAAGGGGUUCGAGGACGCGAUCCACCUGCUCCCCGACGAGACCAUCUCGGACCGCCGCUCCGGCUCGCGGCCUGUCUUCGACCCGUCGCUCGGUGGCAAGUUCAGCGUGCUGCACCAGCUGCUGCGCUACGUCAAGGCGACCUCGUCCGACCGCUUCGUCCUCGUCUCCAACUUCACGUCGACGCUCGAGCUGAUGGAGCGCAUGUGCAUGCAGGAGGGGUGGAAGUCCUGCCGCCUCGACGGCAGCUGCUCCAUCAAGAAGCGCACGCAGAUGGAGUUCAACGACCCGCGUGGCGGCCUCUUCUGCUUCCUCCUCUCGUCCAAGGCGGGCGGCUGCGGCCUCAACCUCAUCGGCGGCAACCGGCUCGUCAUGUUCGACCCGGACUGGAACCCGGCAAACGACAAGCAGGCGGCCGCGCGGGAGAAGAUCUUCGAGCGGCAGCUCUCCAAGGAGGGCCUCUCGGGCAUCGCCACCAACGAGGAUGUCGAGGCGCCCGCGCCCGUGUCCACCUUCUCCUCCUCCCAGCUACGCGACCUCUUCUCGUACCACGAGGGCGUCCCCUCGCACCUGUACGACAAGAUCAAGGACGACGCCGACGCGGCGGAACGCGCGCCCGACGGGCCCGCCAACUCUCUCGACGAGCCGUCGCCGUCGCAGGAGGCGCCGCUGCGCCAGCAGAACGGCUGGCCAAAGGAGACUGGCGAUAUGCACCUGUGGGCGCACCACUCCACCGCGUCGUCGGCGCUCCGGCGUGCGACGCGGCACUCGUCCAAGGAGAGUGGCGGCGUCUCGUUUGUCUUUUCGCUGCAUGUCAAGGGCAAGGACCUCAAGAAGGCGCGCGCCGAGGAGGAGGAGGAGCGGAGGCGGCAGGCGGCCCCGUCGGUUUGCAGCCCUCACCGAGGCGCGUCGCGACUAGCAGGCGGCAAGGAGAACUCGCAGCCGGUGACUCUCGGUGGCAGCAAGCUCGCGUUUGGCAAGCGGCCCCUCCACGCGCUCGGCCGUCGCGGCCCGGCGUUGCCCGCUCCCAAGGCUGGCCCCGGGGCAGCCAAGCAACGGGCCCCUCCGUCAAAGGCCAAGGCGAAGCAGAGGCGGCGUGCGGUGGACUCGGACGAGGAGAGCGAGGAGGAGGAGAGCGAGGAGGAGGAGAGCGAGGAGGAGGAGAGCGAGGAGAGCGAGGAGGAGGCCGAGAGUGAGGACGAGGAGGCGGACGUGGACAUGGCUUCGGAGGCGGAGGUAGAGGCGGAGGAGACCUCGAGCGGAGCGGAGCCAGCAGCUGAGCCAGCCUCCGCCGGUGCGACCUCGGCUCAACCACAGCCAGCUCCUCCUCCUCCUCCGCCGCCGCCGCCGCCGCCGCCGCCCCCGCAGGCGUCCUCGGGGAGCUCAGCGGGCAGCGCCGCGCCGACGUCAACAUCGACGUCUUCCGCGCGCAAGUCUGGCAGCAAGCUCUCCCUCUCGCGGCGCAAGUGAGCGGGCUGACCCUGGAGGAGGCGUGGGUGGCUUCGCUUGAGCGGGGGUGCAGCACCUCAUGCCUUCUCGCGUGGAGCCCGAUGUUCCUUGCUCUUGGCAGGUCUGAGAGGUCAUUUGGACGAGAGUUUUGUGGACGAUCGUUGCGUUCGGGCCGUUGUCACUUGUCUGUCUACUGUCAGCGGGGGGACCCUGGCGUACUGGACCGCUGUAAUACGUACCCCC
This is a messenger RNA of Emiliania huxleyi CCMP1516, 3254 nucleotides long. RefSeq lists its product as hypothetical. Gene Ontology annotation, biological process: double-strand break repair via synthesis-dependent strand annealing; reciprocal meiotic recombination. The coding region runs from base 78 to 3032 and encodes 984 amino acids. The transcript has 11 exons. Gene Ontology annotation, molecular function: DNA translocase activity; ATP binding; ATP-dependent chromatin remodeler activity. NCBI's taxonomy places the organism in Eukaryota, Haptophyta, Isochrysidales, Noelaerhabdaceae. Gene Ontology annotation, cellular component: nucleus. The record is from RefSeq and is a predicted model, not a curated record.